Molecule: messenger RNA, 1702 nt
Organism: Lutzomyia longipalpis
Lineage: Eukaryota; Metazoa; Arthropoda; Insecta; Diptera; Psychodidae
Product: protein FAM50 homolog
Exons: 2
Coding region: 118-1200 (360 amino acids)
Biological process (GO): chromatin organization
Cellular component (GO): nucleus
Source: RefSeq, a predicted model, not a curated record
ACAGCUGGUUUUGACAGUUUGUUUCUAGAAACAAAUAGAAGAUUGUUUAUGUUUGUUUUUGGGCGAGAAAUCUUAAUUUAUUUGGUGUUUAAAGGGAAAUAAAAUCAGUGAAUAAUAAUGGCACACUACAAAGGAGCCGCUAGUGAGGCAGGACGUGCAAUGCAGCUAAUGAAGAAGCGAGAAAUCGCGCAGCAGGAGAUUGAAUUCAGGAAGAAGAAAAUCGAGGAGGAUCUUCGGGUGCACAAUAUUGAGAAUAAAUUCGCCAGCCACUAUGAUGCGGUGGAGCAGCAGCUCAAGAGCUCCACAAUUGGGCUUGUUACGCUGGAUGAGAUGAAGGCCAAGCAGGAAGAUAUUGUGCGGGAGCGUGAGAAGAAAUUAGCACAGAAGAAGGAGGAGAAGGAUAGGGAGAAGCUGCGUGCCUUGGAAGCGAAACAGGCUGAAAAGAAUAAGCAACAGAAGCAAAUUCAGGCGUUAUCAUUCACCCUGGAUGAAGAUGAGGCUGAGGAUGAUGCCUCAGAAGAAGAGAAGGAGGUUAAGAAAAGCCCAAAGAGAUCGUGGAUGGAUGUGGAGGAUGUGCCGAAGAAGAAAAUCAAGAAGAAUCCCGAUGUGGAUACGUCAUUCCUGCCAGAUCGUGAGAGGGAGGAGCGUGAGAAUCGCCUCAGGGAGGAAUUGCGCCAGGAGUGGGUGGCACAGCAAGCUACGACGAAAGAUCAAGAGAUUACAAUCACCUUCAGCUACUGGGAUGGAUCUGGGCACAGGAGGAGUGUGGUGAUGAAGAAGGGUCAUUCAAUCUAUCAAUUCCUGCAAAAGUGCCUGGAACUGCUGCGGAAGGAAUUCAGUGAGUUGAAGACAGUCAUGGCGGAUCAGCUGAUGUACGUCAAGGAGGAUCUCAUCCUGCCGCAUCACUACACCUUCUACGACUUCAUUGUGACCAAGGCGAGGGGGAAGAGUGGCCCCCUCUUUCAGUUUGACGUUCACGACGACAUCCGGAUGAUCAGUGAUGCCACAAUUGAGAAGGAAGAAUCUCACGCUGGGAAAGUUCUCCUCAGAUCGUGGUACGAGAGGAAUAAACACAUCUUCCCGGCUAGUCGAUGGGAACCCUAUGAUCCCACAAAGACCUACGAUAAGUACACCAUUAAGGAUAAGAAGGUCACGAAAUAUUUUUCAGUCAGAGUUUCGGUGCAAGGUUGGUUUGAAUAGAAUAAUAAGAUUAAAGCUCUUCGUCAGGUUUACAAUAUUAAUUGGUCAAAGGACAGAAGACCAAAUGUUUCAGUCCCGAUGGUCCCGAUAUUCCACCAUAUAAAUUGGUCAAAAAGACCGAAAUGCUUCAGUGAAAUUGACUGAAUAAUUCAGUUAAAUGACAUUACGAGACCGCUUCAACCAUUUAAAUCAUUUGAAUUGGUCAAAACGACCGAUAAACUUCAAAGAAAUUGACAAAAUAAUUCAGUUAAAACGUAUUGCGUAAGUGCUUUAACCAUUUGAAUUGGUCAAAAUCGAUAAAAAAAACUAGUUAAAUAUCUUCGACCAAAUAAAUUAGUCAAAAUGCUCUCGAAGAAUAAAAUGGUCAAACAUCCAUCAAAUAAAUUGGUCAAAAUAACCAAAUUAUUGACAAAAGUAAAUUGGUGGAAGAUGUGGAAGAUCGAGUUUGAAAUUUACAAUUAAAAAAGCUGAAAUAAUUUUAACAGUGUAAUUUAAGUAUAAA